AUGGAUUUUCCUUACAAUCUACCACUACUCCUAGGAAAGCAAAUAAAGGAGGCUUUUGGUUUGGUGUUUGAACCCUUUGAAUGUAGUCUUGAGCUUAGUAUUUAUAGGGGGAGUCCUGGAAGGACAAUCGAAGCUGAAAAGAUCUGGGCGGUGGAGCCUGAUGGGGGCAAGUGGGUAGUCGAAUCGACAUUUGGGAUCGUGAAGCAUGGUGGUGUGACCCCCAUGAAUCCUGGUAAAUCUCGGCCACUGCCCUGA
This is a messenger RNA of Prunus armeniaca (apricot), 255 nucleotides long. The record is from the annotation of a GenBank genome assembly. Lineage: Eukaryota; Viridiplantae; Streptophyta; Magnoliopsida; Rosales; Rosaceae.